UGCCGGGCCAGGGUAUUUCAGGAGUGCUGGGCAGCGCAGAGAGGGGAGGGCUGCCUCUCCGUGUGGGCACAAGGCUGGCAAGCUCCUCCGCAUGCCACAACGGCUCCCCUGAUUUGGGACCAAUUUUCCUGGCUCGCUGUUUUCUGCCGGGACUUGUAGCGGGGAACACUCUGUCGGCUGCGAUUGGCUCGCUUCUGUUUGAGAGUACGGUUUUUUUUAAUCGCGUGUAGAAUUUUUUUUCUUCUUUUACGUGGGGGGGUGGGCAGAGGCCGGGAGAGAGAAGUAAAUGGCAUUACGUUUUCGCAGCUAAUCUGUGGCUGAAUGUAGACGAAACAGUAGAUGUUUGCUUAAUCAAGCCGGUAUUCUGUGAACGCGUUCCCGUUUUUUUUUUGUUAUCGACUGCUGCGUACCGAGACGAGGCAAGCAUUCCAGGGGGUUGACAAUUCUGCGCAGUGUGGUUGCACCUUGGUGCGAGGAAGACGUUCCGUUAUUCUCCGUGGUGCCAGAGAGGGCCUCAAGAAAACAAAGUCUGCGUCUGGGCUUCGAUUUAUUUUUCUGCUCUUUCCAGUGCCACUCAGAUCGUUCGAGGUUGCAGUCAGCACUCGCCUGUCUGCAAUUGCGUAAUGUGUGAUAACACAUCUGCGUUUUAGCGUUGCGGUUAGGACAUUUCAGUGGACAUUCUGUUCCACCGGGACUUAGGAAGGGAAAUGCGUACCCAAUUUUCGUUUUUUUUUGUGCCAAAGUUUAAUUAAGAUAGAGCUGUGCCCGAACAACGACUUAUACGCAACAAACGGUCAACCCUAAUUACCUUGUUGGAUGCUGGCGAUAGGGAAAUACAAUGCAGACUUGUCAACGCUUUAUGAAGGACCACGGUCAGAAAAAUACUCCUGCUGUUCUAAAUUUUCAUCUUACAUCGUUUGCAUUUAGGCGGAAUUUAACCUUUUGAACAACUAGUACGAAACGAGCUCUUCACGGUUAAUUUUUUUCGUUUGAUAUUUGUGCAGUGCCACUGGCGAACAAAAGCCAACAAUCUAAGAAGCAAGCACCUCUUCCCGAAGUGUUGCCAUUAGCUGAGCGGACCUGAAGCAGCCAGAUUUGUAGGACGAACGAAAAGAGAGACACCGACGCAGACAGCGGAGCGUUCGCUGCCCAACGCUGCUCAUCCAGAGGGCCUCCUCCUCGUCCGCCGGGACGACGCGUCGAGGACACAUGGCCGUGCGGGACGGUACGCGGCUGUCCAGCUGCUGCCUGCUGCUGCUGCUGCUGCUGGGGAUGAGCGCGUGCCGAGCGCGGGCCCAGGUCGGCGCGGGGGCCUCCUCGGCACGCGCCGGCGGCGGGGGCCGCUCCGUCGGCUCGGCCUCUCCCCCGUCGGGAGGCGUGGACGCCUCGGGCCGGCGCUACCACCGGCUGCAGCACGGCGCCUGCACCUACACCUUCCUGCUGCCCGAGCUCGUGGGGGCGGCGGCGGCGGACGGCUCCGGCUGCAGGGCGGCCCCGGCGGCGGGGGGCGGCCCCCCCUUCCCGUCGCCGUCGCUCAGCGGCAACGCCCUGCAGCGCGACGCGCCCCCGCCCCCCGCCGCCGCCGAGCCCGACUGGGCGCUGCAGCGCCUGCAGCAGCUGGAGGUGGCGAUGGAGAACAACACGCACUGGCUGCGCAAGCUGGAGGAAUCGGUGAGGGUGGAGGUGGCGCCGUCGCAGCAGCAGCAGCAGCGGCAGCAGGAGCACGUGGCCGCCGCCAUGCUGGAAAUGGGCACCAGCCUGCUGAGCCAGACGGCCGAGCAGACGCGCAAACUCACCCACAUGGAGACACAGGUGCUGAACCAGACGUCGCGGCUGGAGAUCCAGCUGCUGGAGAACUCGCUGUCCACCCACAAGCUGGAGAAGCAGCUGCUGCUGCAGACCCAGGACAUCGGGCGCCUCGCGCAGAAGAACAAGGAGCUGGAGGUGCGGCUGUGGGAGCUGGGCGACAAGCACCACGCGGAGCUGCGCGCUCUGCGCGAGGAGAAGGCCGAGCUGGAGCGACUGGUGGGGAGGCAGAGCCAGGCGGUGGGCGCGCUCGAGCGCCAGCUCGGAGCCGCCACCGCCAACAACUCGAGGCUGCAGCGGCAGCAGCAGGAGCUGACGGAGAGCGUGCGCUCCCUGCUCGCCCUGCUGCCGCAGUACGCACAGGCCACAGAGAGCAGCCACGGAGGGUCGACGGGCGGGGACGAUGAGGAGCUGGAGGAGGACGAGGAAGAGGCGGAGGAUGGGAAGAAGCCCCCGUUCCGAGAUUGCGCCCACGCUCGUCAAGCCGGAGUCACCAAGAGCGGAGUCUACGCCGUGCGGGCGUUCAACUCGAGCCAGCCCGUCAAGGUGUGGUGCGACAUGGAGACGAACGGGGGCGGCUGGACCGUGAUCCAGCGGCGGGACGACGGCGGCCUGGAUUUCCACCGCACCUGGGCGGAGUACAAGCUGGGGUUCGGCGAGCCGGCGGGAGAGCACUGGCUGGGGAACGAGCACGUGCACCAGCUGAGCAGCCAGCAGGCGCACGUGCUGCGCGUGGAGCUGGGCGACUGGGAGGGCCACCGCGCCUUCUCCCUCUACGAGCGCUUCUCCGUCGCCUCCGAGAAGCAGCACUACCGGCUGUUGCUGAAGGGCUUUGGUGGCACAGCCGGACGCUUCAGCAGUCUGAGCCAGAGUGGCGUCAGCUUCAGCACCAAGGAUGCCGACAACGACAACUGCGGCUGCCGCUGCUCACAGAUGGCGACCGGAGGCUGGUGGUUCGACGCGUGUGGGGCGUCCAAUCUCAACGGCCGCCACUACUCGGGGGGGCAGCACACGGGCAAAUUCAACGGCGUCAAGUGGCACUACUGGAAGGGCUCCAGCUACUCCCUGCGCACCACCACCAUGAAGAUCCGUCCCGCCGACUUCGACUCCUGACGCGACAAACGUCGAAUUGUCGCGCGUCUCGCGACUCGCUGCAGCUACCGCUGCUGGUUAACGGUGGCGACGCUUGCUCUGGUGGUAGACGUAUGGUUAGAGAGAAUAGGGUCAGAUGAUUUAAGUUAUCUUCAUGAGCGGGGCAUAGGAACAGAAAUUAACCGCUGCUCCUCAAACCCCCCGUGCUCACGCCCCCUCCCACGCACCCCAUCUCUUACACUCAAGAUGCUAAGGUUGCCACCUGUCCUGGUCUUUUUCCCAGGAUCGUCCUCUGUUUGAGUGAGAUUGCGGUCCUGGGGCAUCUGUAAGUCAGCUGUGCAACUAUGCCCUACGCUUAACACGGUGCAUUACAAUGUAGUUUUGCCCCCGCUUCCAGUGCUGUGAAAGACAUUCUUAAUCCCAUGACAUGUCCUGGUUUUUUUGUGGUUCAGAGAUGGCAACCCUGAUAUUGACACAAACACACAAUGCCCAAGCGUCACCGCACUCCAGUAAAAGUAUAACUGCAUUGUUUAUAGUAUUAAUAUUAGAGCUAUGAUAUUAAUGAACAGUCCAACUUUUCUUCAAAUAUAUAUAUUUUUUAUCAUGGAUACCCCUGGAGUCUUGGGGCCAGAGACAAAUAUCCCCGUUUGUUACCUCCCCUCGAAUCUGCCCCCGGUAAGAUGGCUUAAUCAUCCAAAUAACCGCUCAGUUAUUGAUGGCGUACGGCCGCGGUGACUGAUCACAAGCAGCUUGUACGGGGUUGGCAGGGCGGCGGGGGGGUGGGUGAGGGUUUGGACGACUGCAACUUGUGACGAUCACCGUUUUGUUUUUGCAACAAUUAUUUAGCGUACGACAAACACCCCCCCACCCCCCCUGCUCCGUCUUUACAUCCGCCCGCCACCGAGACUUCCUGCGUUUAUUAAAAGCUGCAGAUGUUCAGAUGCUGGGUUUUUAUUGCGCACACGAGCUUGGCAGUAAAACCUGCUCUGGGGUUGUGUGUGUUUUUUUUGUGUUUUCCCGCCGUGGUUACGUGCACGCGGUAAGAGCGCCUUAAACGCGUGCGCCUGGGCCACAUGGCACGAUAUUCGAUCUGGCGGUAGUAUUUAAAAUGGACUCAAAGCGGUUGUACGGCCACUUCCAUCCGAUUUAUUUUCGCGUUGUUUCAUCGACGCAUUUCUUUUUUUUUUAUGCUGACGAUCCACGUGCGUUUCCACAGCUACGCAUCCAAUUCGUUGUCAUGAAAAUACCAGGGCAAUAAUAUUAACAACAAUAAUUAGAAGUUCAACGUACAAACAAACGAGUUAUUCAUUAACACAUCAAUACAUGCACGUUAUUUGUUAACAUUUAUCAAUGCAACUUUGUUUCAGUCACGUGACAUUCUUGACAGUUUUCUGAAAGGCAAGCGAUUUUUAACUGACAGAUAAAUUAUUUAGCGAGUUACUUGGUGAUGCUGCUGCUGCAUAGGCAGUUAUACACAAGCACAAAUAACAAAAAAUCACUCAACACAUUCGUAAAUAACACUGUAGCCUUAAAAGAAUAAAAACGUAUACGAGGCGACGUUUUGGGCAAUGGACCUUCUCUUAAUAAUACAUAUUUUUAUUUUAAAGGCAGUGUUAUAUUGCCGAAUGUGUUGAGUUUUUUUAAUUUAUAUAAAUGAUUAAUGUUUGAUCACAGAUAUUAGGGGUGUAACGAUGCAUCCGUUUAUCAAUUGACAAUUCCCACGAUGCACCCAUCGAUGGUUUUAACGAAUUUAAGCACAUGUAGGUGAAAUGCUAAAGGUGCCGAUAGGGCUAAUGGCACGGGCACAAAUGUCAACAUAAGGUGGAAAACAUAAAUGUCUCGUAGAAAUAAGAUGGUGAAAACGGCGACACGGAAGAAACAAUUCUUGAAUGGGAUCAGAACCCCUAAUGGUGAUAAUUCAUUACAUUUCACAGGGGAUGUGAGUUUUCUUCUCCAAACAAAUUUCAGCCCAGAUGCUUCAUUAUGACAAUGCCUGCUUUUAUUUCUGGACGGCUGAUUUUCUAAAGCCGCUCUCACUACAAGUGCAGAAGCACUUUGUUUUUUUAAGUAAGUCUCGAAAAGAUUACAGACGUUAUAUAUAUAUAUGUGCGUAAUACAGUUAUAUUGCUAUCAUGUAAAAACACUUCUCAGCGUGUGGUGACUACAUUUUAACAUCAUCUUGACAUAUAUAUGAGCCCUUUGUAUAUAAUAGUUAUAUAUUAACAUUUUCUUUUAUACCGUUUUAUAUUUUAAAGGAAGAAUGUGCGUAUUCUGAUACACAAUAAAUAUGAACUGGAAAACA
Lethenteron reissneri (Far Eastern brook lamprey) is the source of this 5200-nucleotide messenger RNA. RefSeq names its product angiopoietin-2-like. Gene Ontology annotation, biological process: fibrinolysis; platelet aggregation; blood coagulation, common pathway. Gene Ontology annotation, cellular component: fibrinogen complex. Lineage: Eukaryota; Metazoa; Chordata; Hyperoartia; Petromyzontiformes; Petromyzontidae. Gene Ontology annotation, molecular function: protein-macromolecule adaptor activity; extracellular matrix structural constituent. The record is from RefSeq and is a predicted model, not a curated record.